AUGCUCGCCCGCGCCGCCGCCCGCACCACCACCCAGCUGGUUUCCAAGCGAGGAUUCCACGCAACCCGAGCCCGCCUCUCCUCGCCCUACCACUACCCCGAGGGCCCCUACUCCAACCUGCCCUUCAACCCUCGCAGCAAGUGGUUCGGCGCCGGCUACUGGACCUUCAUGGCCGCUGGCUUCUUCGCCCCCUUCGGCAUUGCUGUCUACCAAACCUACAAGCCCCAAUAA
Molecule: messenger RNA, 231 nt
Organism: Clonostachys solani
Lineage: Eukaryota; Fungi; Ascomycota; Sordariomycetes; Hypocreales; Bionectriaceae
Source: the annotation of a GenBank genome assembly